Acanthosepion pharaonis is the source of this 2142-nucleotide messenger RNA. Lineage: Eukaryota; Metazoa; Mollusca; Cephalopoda; Sepiida; Sepiidae. The record is from the annotation of a GenBank genome assembly.
AUGUUUGCAGAACCGUUGCUAGUUUUCAUUAAUUUCUUUUUAUUUUUCUUCUUUAUAAAUAUUUACUGCUUUUCGUUUCUUCAUCCGUCUUUUCUUUCUUUCUUUCUUUCUUUCUUUCUUUCUUUCUUUUACCUUUCUCAUUUUUUUCUUCUUCAUUCCGUUCUCGCUUUCUUUUUUCUUGUACGUUCAAAAUUGUUUCAUUCAUUUCCGAGCAAUUUAAUCAACCCAGAAAAUUAUAAAACUAUCCUUCCUUUCAUCAUUCUUAUUUUUCUUUUUUCUUUCGGUUAUUUUCUUUCUUCAUUCUUUCUUUUUUAUUUCUUUCUUUCUUUAGUUCUUUCUUUCUUUCCUUCCUUUAUCAGUCUGAAUUUUUCUUUUUCUUCAGUUCUCGAUUUCUUUUUUUACUUUUUCGUACAAAAUUGUCUCAUUCAUUUCCCAGAAAUUUCAUCAUCCCAGAAAAUUAUAAAACUUAUCCUUCCUUUCAUCAUUCCUUCUUUCUUUCUUUCUUUCUUUCUUUCUUUCUUUCUUUCUUUUAUCGGUCUGAAUUUUUUUCUUCAGUUCUCGAUUUCUUUUUUCUUUUUCGUACAAAAUUGUUUCAUUCAUGUCCGAGCAAUUUCAUCAUGCCCCAAAAAUUAUAAAACUUUCCUUCCUUUCAUCAUUCAUAUUUUUCUUUUUUCGUUCGUUCGUUCUUUCUUUCUUUCUUUCUUUCUUUCUUUCUUUCUUUUAUCGCGCGCUUUACAAAUCAAUGCCGACUGCUGCUUCGUCGUUAUCAUUUACAGCGCCUUUUUUCUUAUAGCUUUCUCUCUAGUUUCACUUUCGCUUUUGCUGUGUACGAAGUUUUUCUUUUUUGAAGACUGUAUAUUUCUUCUGUCUCUUCUCUCUGUUGUUACUGUUUCACUUUUUUCUUCAUCUUUUUUAUUUUCUUGUUUGUACCUAUACACUGCUUUUUGUUUCUUCUUUCGCUUUUUUCUUUCUUUCUUUCUUUCUUUCUUUCUUUCUUUUAUCUGUCUCAUUCUUCUUUUCAUUCUCGCUUUUUUUCUUUUUCGUUCAAACUGGUUUCAUUCAUUUCUGAGUAAUUUCAUUAACCCAGAGAACUCUGAAAAUUCCUUCCAUUCUUUCUUUCUUUCUUUUUUCUUUCUUUUUUCUUUCUUUCUUUUUUCUUCCUUUUUUCUUUUAAUCCAUUUUUCUCUUCCUUUUCUUUUUUAUACAUAUAGACCACAUUUUUACUUCUUCUUUCAAAAUGAUGAAAUUUCUUUUUUCCAUUCUUUCUUUCUUUCUUUCUUUAUUUUUUCUUUCUUUCUUUCUUUCUUUUUUCUUUCUUUUUUCUUUCUUUUUUCUUUCAAUCCAUUCUUCUUUUCCUUUUCUUCUUUAUACAUAUAUACCGCUUUUUGUUUCUUCUUUCGCUUUAUACUUUUUCUUUCUUUCUUUCUUUCUUUUUUUCUUUCUUUCUUUCAACCCAUUACAUUUAAUUCUCUUUUACCUUUCUUUUUUCUUUCUUUUCGUUUAACUUUCUUCUUCCUUUCAUUUCAUUUACCUUUCCUUCUUUCUUUCUUUCUUUGUUUCUUUUUCUUUUUUCUUUCUUUACCUUUUCCUUCCUUUCUUUUCAUUUAUCUUUCUUUCAUUCUUUUUUUUUUUACUUUUCGUUGUUUGUUUCUUUCUUUCUUUCUUUGCAUUUACACCAGCCGUCAACCCUUUGAAAAACCUUGUCUUUUGCUGCGCUCAACACUCCAUAUGUCUCACCUUCUGCUUUCUCGCCAUCUCUUACUCACAUAUCAACACCCACGUCUCCGUUCGGCUGGGCAUCACUUAUCUCCUCUCUUCCAUUUCCCCGUAUUCCAUCCACCUGUGACAAGCUUCUUUACUCAAGUUAAUCUCACGCCGACCGAUUAUCAGAAGGAAUUGAUUUCGCGACGCAUACUCCACAGCGUAGAUACGUACUGUGUAGAGCAUCUCUCUCUCUCUCUCUCUCUCUCUCUCUCAUUAUGUAUAUCUAUCUAUCUAAUACUCUUCAUAUCUAUCUAUUUAAUACUAUUCAAACUUUUCUUUCUCUCUCUCUCUCUCUCACUCUCUCUCUCUCUCUCUCUCUCUAUCUAUCUAUCUAUCUAUUUAUCUAUCUAUCUAAGGCUAUUCAUACCGAUCAAUUAA